AUGGCUGCGUUAGGAAGGCUCGCUUGCGGGCUUGCUAUAUUCUGUUUGCUGUCUGGCCUGCUUGCCGAAGCGGCCGUGCACGAGUAUAAUGGCGGGAAGUUCUUCCAAGCGUCCGAUGCUUUCCUCUUCCGAGGCGGACGCGAAGGUCUCUUCGCUUCCACGCCCGAAGCAGUUCGCCGUUGGGUGGACAUCCCAAGAGGAGUGGCAAACGGAAAAGCGUACAUCCGGUUCGACAACCUUAAGUUCCAUCGGCCGCUUUCCGAGGCUCAGGUGGCACCGAUCGCCGGGCAGACGGGGAGAAUUGAGGCUCUGUUGUUCGAGGUGAAGGACCGCGACCGCAUCGGCUAUGCUUCGGCUUCCAACAUCCGCGCGUUCUGCUGCUCCCCCGAGCUCGUUCAACGGACCGGAUGCAACCCUGGACACAUCAUCGUGCGGCCGAGAGACGGCGAUAACCAGUGGCCGCGCGUGGUGGAGAUCAACUUCAUCGGAAACGACACGGCAGUGGCAGUAGCGCCGUCGGAGAUUCACAUCACGGCGCCGGGCAUGUACUACCUGUGGUUCGUCAUCUGUGACAAGAGCCUCGCUGGCGUGGCCGUCACGGGAACCACUGUGUGGAAGAACCCGGGCGGGUACCUGCCGGGCAUGAUGAUGCCUUACCUCAACUUCUACGCGCUCAUGUCCAUGGCGUACCUGGUGCUGGGCGUGGUGUGGUUCAUGCAGUACGCGCGCUUCUGGCGCGACAUCCUGCAGCUGCAGAACUGCAUCACGGCCGUCAUCGCGCUCUCCAUGCUCGAGAUGGCCACCUGGUACUUCGACUACGUCAACUUCAACGCUGGCGGAUUCCGCCCCUAUGGAACGACGAUCUGGGCCGCCACGCUCGGCGCGCUGCGCAAGGCCGUGUCGCGCGUGCUGGUGCUGAUCGUGGCGAUGGGGUAUGGCGUGGUGCGGCCGACGCUGGGAGGGCUGUCAGGGAAGGUGAUGGCUUUGGGCGCGGGGUACUUCUGUGCAGUGGAGCUGUUGGACGUGAUGCAGAACGUGGGGGCCAUCGACGAUCUCAACAGCAGCGAGCGGCUCUUCCUCGUGCUGCCCGUGGCUGUGCUGGACGCCAUCUUCAUCCUCUGGAUCUUCUCCUCGCUCUCCAAGACGCUCUCGCUGCUGCAGACGAAGCGCUCGGGCUCAAAGCUGGAGCUGUACCGCAAGUUUACCAACGGCAUGGCUCUGGCCGUGCUGGUCUCUGUAGCGUGGAUCGCAUACGAGAUGUAUGUGCGUCUGUCAGACCCGUACAAUGAGAGGUGGGAGGCAGACUGGAUCACGGGGUGCUUCUGGCACGUGCUGCAGUACGUGCUGCUCUGCGCCAUCUGCGUGCUCUGGGCACCCUCCCUCAACUCCACCAGAUACGCAUACUCGGAGGACGUUCCAGAGGAUGAUGAUGACGUGGCACUGACAUCAGCAGCUGUGGCUUCAGCGAAAGCUGAGGCAGGCUCUGCAGCAGAGAAGAAGCCAAUAAACACGGAUGUGUUCUCGCUAGAAGACGAGGUUGAGGAGGGGAAACUCGAACAAUGCUCGUCCGUUCACGGGUUAUCCCGAAACUCGUUUGGGAUCCAGCGAGCUUGCAGUUUCCAGACUUUAGCAAACCUUUCCGCAUCCGCGUUAUUGUCAUCAAGUGGCGAUGGUGCUACCACUGCAGUUACCGCUGCGGAUCCCGCUACUGUGCCAGCAGACACUGAUGAUGAAUCCGCUGCAGUAGCAGAUCAAGUAUCGGAGGACGACCUGACGCCAGCCAAGGUGGUGGAGCUGUUGGAUCGGCACAUCGUGGGGCAGGCACAGGCCAAGCGGGCUGUUGCCAUCGCCCUGCGCAACAGGUGGCGCAGGAAGCGAAUCAGCGGGCCGAUGAGGGACGAGGUGGUGCCAAAAAACAUUCUCAUGGUCGGCCCUACUGGCUGUGGCAAGACUGAAAUCGCCCGGCGCCUUGCAAAGCUCAUCCAUGCCCCCUUUGUCAAGGUGGAGGCCACCAAGUUCACGGAGGUGGGCUUUCAUGGGCGCGACGUGGAUCAGAUCGUCCGAGACCUGCUUGAGAACGCCAUUCAGCUGCAGAGGCAGAAGGCUCGGGCCAAGGCGGCGAAGGAGGUGGAGGAGGUGGUGGAGAACAAGAUUCUGGACCAUCUGCUGGGCGCGCUACAGCCAGGCGCGUCGCCCCCACCCAAGAGGGAGACCUUUCGGCUGCUGUACAGGGAGGGGGUGUUGGACGACAGGCGAGUGCACAUGGAGCUGCCUGACGUCGCUCCCUCUAGUGGUCUCGGCGGGUUCGCCAUCGACAUGUCUGGUGCAGCAGGACUCAACGUGCAAGACUUCGUGCAGCGGAUGGAGCGAGUGGUGAAGGGCGCAAGGAGGGAGAAGAAGGACCUGACAGUGGCGGAGGCGAGGGCAGCUCUGACUGAUGCAGAGAUGGAGAAGCGGCUGUCGUCUGAGUCGCUCGUGAAGGACGCCAUUCAGGCAACGGAGUCAGAGGGCAUUGUGUUCAUAGACGAGAUAGACAAGAUUGUGCAUUCCAGCGACACACGGCACGGCGCUGAUGCCAGCGCUGAGGGCGUGCAGCGUGACCUGCUGCCCAUCAUUGAGGGCAGUGUGGUAUCCACCAAGCACGGCAAUGUGAGCACGGACCACAUUCUCUUCAUCGCCAGUGGCGCUUUCACCGCGUGCCGCCCGUCCGACAUGCUGGCAGAGCUGCAGGGUCGUUUGCCCAUACGAGUGGAACUCAAGGGGCUCACUAGAGAGGAUCUGUACCGCAUUCUGACGGAGCCCGAGGCGAACAUGAUUCGGCAGCAGCAGCUGCUGAUGGCCACAGAGGGCGUUGAGCUCGUCUUUACCGAGUCUGCCAUUCGGGAGGCUGCCGCCAUGGCUGCUGAGAUCAACCACACAUUGGACAACAUUGGUGCACGAAGGUUGCAUACGGUGUUGGAGCGAGUGGUGGAGGAUAUUAGCUUCCAUGCACCGGAGAGGAAGGGGGAGACAUGUGUGGUGGAUCAAGAGGAUGUUCGCCGGCCGCUGGGUGAUUUGCUACAGAAGGUUGAUGUCUCCAAGUUCAUUCUGUAA
Molecule: messenger RNA, 3093 nt
Organism: Closterium sp. Yama58-4
Lineage: Eukaryota; Viridiplantae; Streptophyta; Zygnematophyceae; Desmidiales; Closteriaceae
Source: the annotation of a GenBank genome assembly